Molecule: messenger RNA, 1329 nt
Organism: Ostrinia nubilalis (European corn borer)
Lineage: Eukaryota; Metazoa; Arthropoda; Insecta; Lepidoptera; Crambidae
Exons: 8
Coding region: 28-1254 (408 amino acids)
Biological process (GO): detection of chemical stimulus involved in sensory perception of smell; sensory perception of smell
Cellular component (GO): plasma membrane
Molecular function (GO): olfactory receptor activity; odorant binding
Source: RefSeq, a predicted model, not a curated record
ACGAAUAUACGCAUUGCGAAAAUAAACAUGGCGUUGAUGGUUUAUCAAAAGGUUUUAGAAGAAAAAAUCUCUGAAAAUGAUGAAGAGAUAUUCUUCAAACCAUUUGAAGAGACAUUUACCAUUUUGAUAUUUUCCAUGGUCUUUGGGAUGAUUUACCCCAGCGACAGAAUGAAGAACUGGCAGAUCUUGGGUUUUUUUGGUUUUAUUAUCAUUAUGAUACCCGCAUUGUCGGCUGUCUAUUACGAUAUGUACUUGGCGUAUCUAGACAGAGACAUGGACACAAUAUUCCGCCAUCUUAUAGUCAUAGGUCCGUUUAAUGCACUUUAUCUAAAGUGGGUGUAUAUGUACUACUAUCGACAACAGAGCAAAGAUGCGAUAGAGGAGAUGAAUAGAUAUUUCGCAAACUUGAACUCCAAACCGAUAACACACAAGCGCAUCGCUAAGAAGUGGCUCAUCAGAUCUUUCUUUUUGGAAAAGAGCUGGGCGUAUUGCUUAAUAGUCGGUAGCUUCUCAUUUCCGGUGAUGGCUAUCUGUAAAACGACGUAUAGUACCUUAUUUGAUGAAGAACCUCGACGGUAUUUCAUACAUGAAUUGCGAUCGCCCCAAGGUCCAGGAAUGAACUACGAAUUCCCAUUCUUCGAAGUGUUGUUUGUGAACACGUGUAUAGCCAGUUGCAUGUACUUUUUGAACUUUUCUGGUUACGAUGGAUUUUUUGUUCAGCUUAUUCUGCAUACAUGCAUGAGGAUGGCUAUUUGUGGGGAAGCCGUGAAGGAUUCCUUUAAAAUUGAUGAUAAGGCAAUGAGAAGAAGCGCUCUUCAUAAAGUUAUUGAUGAGCACAUUGCUAUUUGUCACUUUAUGGACAACAUAAACUGCAUAUUUGUACAGUGGAUGAGUCUUUUUACUGUAGCAUUGACUAUACACGUAUGCAUAUGUGUUUUUCAUUUAUCAGAGGGAACUUAUCAGGACAUGGAGUUUAUGUUUGCGUUUACUGCCGCUUCGAUAUACCUGUGCAUGAUUACAACAUGCGGUGGACUUGUUGAAGAGGAGUCAGAAAAUUUAGCAGAUACUUUCUACCAAAGCGGCUGGGAACGAGUGUUAGACACCCACUGCAACUAUCUACUGGUGUUCAUGAUCGCCAGAGCACAGAAGACCUUUAGAGUCCGCACCUUAUUCCACGUUCAUGUCAACCACGAGCUUCUUAUUGCUAUUGUCAAAAUGGCGUAUACGCUUCUAACUUUCCUAAAACAAACAUAAAUCAUUCAAUUUUAUAUCACCUACACUAUGAUAUGAUGUACCUAAUAUUAUCACAUGCAUUUUUAGCAAAAAAUA